UUUUAUUUCUUACAAAUUCAACCAUAGGCAGAUUUAAUUACUCGAUCAGUGCUGGAAGGUACAGCGCACCUGGAGAAGACAGGAAACUCCAAGGUGAUCUGGGGGACUAAGAUAGUCUACAUCAAAUCAAAUUGACCCUCCUCUGGGGAUACUUGUAUCUGGAGCCUUAUGCAGCCCUGUGAAAGCUUCCAUGAUACGCAGCCUCUCAUCGGUCAGCAGCCACCUGUGAGGUAGGACAUGGUCACCUAGUUGUCAUAGUGGGGCUUACAUCACAAAGGCUGUUGGCUCACCUCUUUCCUGGGUCCUGGACCUGGAGCCUUGAGUGCCUCCGGACGCCUUCGCGAUAGGAGCUGCUCAGCGCAUUAGAGAAGGAAAGCUUGUUUAAGCUGACUUUGAACAAUGGAAGUCAUCGAUCUGAAACUACCCAGCAGAGGUUUUUCCAUCAGUGAUCCCUCUGCAGCGAGAUGCCUGGUGGAUCAAGCUCAGGGCAAUCUUGGCCCAGAGUUUGGCCAGGCAGACAUGGACCUUGACAUUACUGUGAGCCUUCUGCUGGAGAGACUCCAACAGGAGGAGGAGACAAGAGUCACCAUUUACUCCAGCCUGCAGGAAGUCUUGCAGGGGGACAUAAAGAGCCUAGACAGGGACCUUGUCAGGAGGAUCAUCCACUUGGCCUCCAAAGACAUGAGGGAGACCCAGCAAGAAAAGGAUGAAGUGCAGUUGGCUGCAGGAAAAACCCUCGUGGCACUUGCCGGCACCUUUUACAAUUGGGUGAUGUAUGAGCUGCAGUGUCACGUGGGCAUCAUGGAGCUCCCUCCAAUUUACUUCUUGAUUACGCUGGGCGACGUGGCCUCAGCCUAUGCACUGAGGUCUGAGCCCUUCCUUGUGCUGACGCUCAGCAAAUUGCGUUUUGUGCUGAGGCUGGUGGAGACCGACCAGAUGAAGCGGGCGCUGUGUGGAGUUGUGGAAGGCUUUGCCCAGGCUGCCAACCUGAUAUUUCACGUCGGGGACGAGAGCCCGUUCCCUAGCUGCCGGGCAGCCGACUAUGGUUUUCAUGUGCUCCCUUUCUUUAAUCUCAUGAGCAGCAGCUGGCUGACAAGCGAGGACCUGGAGCUGCAGCAGGCUGCGGUCAAGGCGCUGGGACCCGCAAUGGGCCUCCUUCUCCACCAUGAGAGGCAUCGCAAUACUGUUUUUGAGAGGCUCCCCUGUCUCCUGCAGCAAUACGAGGGAGGGGUCGACAAUCUUCAUGUCACCAUGAGUCUGAGCCAGCUCUUGGAGGUAGCCUAUGAUUUUGAGGUCCCUCUCCCCGAUGGGAAACUCAAGAGCAUCUGCUUUGCCCUGCACACCCAGGUGUGUGAUAUCGCACAGAUGCCGGGAUCAGAGAACCAGGUCAAGGUGUUCUACUGCCUCCACCUGCUGGCCUGUCUCUCCCCAGACCAGUUUAUUUCCUUUGUGGGCUCCCGCCUCAAGACCGACAAAGAGGGAAGCUGCGUGGCAUCCCUCUCCAUCUUUAGCGGCAUCAUUGCUGCUGACUUGCCCGAGAUGAGCCAGAAAAAAUGUGCUGUAGUCAAGGCCAUGAGGUGCAUGCUUGGUGAUCAGAGCGCUGAGGUGAAGAAGGCCGUCCUUCAUUUCGUCAGGACACUGCUCAGUGUGCAGGGCCUGGAUGACUGGGCCUGGGACUUAGUGGCCUAUAUUUUCAAGCAGUCCAGCUUGUCUAGGAGCCAAAUGGUAAGAGGAAUGGAAGCUGGGGACUUGGGGCUUCUGUUGUAG
Molecule: messenger RNA, 1767 nt
Organism: Alligator mississippiensis (American alligator)
Lineage: Eukaryota; Metazoa; Chordata; Crocodylia; Alligatoridae
Product: maestro heat-like repeat-containing protein family member 2B
Exons: 12
Coding region: 400-1767 (455 amino acids)
Cellular component (GO): cytoplasm
Source: RefSeq, a predicted model, not a curated record